AUGGCUACCGUCAACAUUCGCCGGGAUGUUACCGAUCCCUUCUACCGCUACAAGAUGGAGAAGAUCCAGUCCAAGAUUGAAGGCAAGGGCAACGGUAUCAAGACCGUCAUUGUCAACUUGGCCUCCGUCGCCCACUCCCUCAGCCGCCCCCCUGCGUACGUCAUCAAGUACUUCGGUUUCGAACUCGGUGCCCAGGCCAAUGCCAAGCCCUCCGAUGACCGUUGGAUCAUCAACGGUGCCCACGACGCCCCCAAGCUCCAGGAUUAUCUUGAUGGGUUCAUUUCCAAGUUUGUGCUUUGCAAGAAGUGCAAGAACCCCGAGACCGAUGUGAUCAUCAAGGAUGAGAAGAUCACCUUGGACUGCAAGGCCUGCGGUCAGCGCACCGAUGUCGACCCCCGUCUCAAGCUGAGCACCUUCAUCGUCCGCAACAACCCCAAGGGUGGUAAGAAGGAGAAGAAGGACAAGAAGGCUCGCCGUGAGCAGAAGAAGGAGAAAUCCGCUGCCAACGGUGACCAGGAUGCUAGCCCUGGCGACAGCAACAACUCCGAGAACGGUGACGAGAAUGGUGAUGCCGAGGAUGCCGGCAGCGAUGAUGAGCUCACCCGCCGCAUCAAGUCCCAGGCUGAGACCAUCGGGGCGGAGGUUGAGAUUAAGGAUGACGACUGGGCUUUCGACGUGUCUGAGGAGGCCGUCAAGGCUCGUGCCAAGGACCUCCCCUCGGACCUGAAGCGCUCUCUCGUCUUGGAAGAUGACGAUGACGAGGCUGAUGGACCUUCCUCCUACGAGCAGCUCGGCAGCUGGAUCGUGGAGACUGCCGAGGAGAAGGGUGGCGUCACCAAGGUCAGCGACAUCGACAUCUACAAGAAGGCUAAGGAGUUCGGCAUUGAGUCCAAGCACAAGACCGUUGCCGUCCUGGCCCAGAGCAUCUUCGACGACAAGAUCGCCAAGCAGGUCGAGGACCGCGCCCCGCUCCUCAAGAAGAUGAUCACCUCCGAGCGCCACGAGAAGGCUUUCCUCGGUGGUACCGAGCGUUUCGUCGGCCAGGACCGCCCCGCUCUGGUCACCCAGGUGCCCGCCAUUCUGCUUGCCUACUACCAGAACGACCUCGUGUCUGAGGAAACCCUCAAGGCCUGGGGCGCCAAGGCUAGCAAGAAGUACGUCGACAUUUCUACCAGCAAGAAGAUCCGCAAGGCUGCCCAGCCUUUCCUGGAGUGGCUGGAGAAUGCCGAGAGCGAGGAUGAGGAGGACAGCGAGGAGGAUAGCGAGUAA
Messenger RNA from Penicillium cataractarum, 1269 nucleotides. RefSeq names its product translation initiation factor eIF5. Gene Ontology annotation, biological process: formation of cytoplasmic translation initiation complex; translational initiation; formation of translation preinitiation complex. NCBI's taxonomy places the organism in Eukaryota, Fungi, Ascomycota, Eurotiomycetes, Eurotiales, Aspergillaceae. Gene Ontology annotation, molecular function: GDP-dissociation inhibitor activity; translation initiation factor activity; eukaryotic initiation factor eIF2 binding. The record is from RefSeq and is a predicted model, not a curated record. The transcript has a single exon. Gene Ontology annotation, cellular component: cytosol. Bases 1 to 1269 code for a protein of 422 amino acids.